This is a messenger RNA of Astyanax mexicanus (Mexican tetra), 2070 nucleotides long. RefSeq names its product vitronectin a (gene vtna). Bases 53 to 1924 code for a protein of 623 amino acids. The record is from RefSeq and is a predicted model, not a curated record. Gene Ontology annotation, biological process: cell-matrix adhesion; cell adhesion mediated by integrin; immune response. Gene Ontology annotation, molecular function: scavenger receptor activity; extracellular matrix binding; polysaccharide binding. The transcript is spliced from 8 exons. Lineage: Eukaryota; Metazoa; Chordata; Actinopteri; Characiformes; Acestrorhamphidae.
GGCCUCACUGCCCCUCCAUCUCCAGUGCUCUCAGUAACUCUCUCUGACAGACAUGAAGCUGGAGCUGCAACUGCUGCUAGCACUGCUAGCCACCGCCUGGACUGCAAAGGAGUCUUGUAUGGAACGAUGUGAAAAUGGCUUUGAUGCGACAAAAUCAUGCCAGUGUGACUCGAUGUGCACAUACUACCGGAGCUGCUGCAGUGAUUAUGAGUCUCUGUGCCACAUUUUGGCCCGUGGAGACACUUUCCCAUCUUUUCCUGAAGAUGAAGAGAACAGCACAAUGGUGCCACCUACACUGGAGAGAACUGUACCACCCCCACCACUGAGAACUCUGCCACAAUCCCCAUUAAGAACUCUACAUUAUUCACCACAAGGAACUGUGCCACCCCCACCAUUUACAACUGUACCACCACCACUAAGAACUAAACAACCCCCACCGCUGAGAACACUCCAAUAUACACCAAUAAGAACUGUACCAACACCAACGCUAAAAACUGAACUACCCCCACCGAUGAGAACUGAACUACCCCCACCAAUGAGAACUGAACUACCCCCACCGAUGAGAACUGAACUACCCCCACCGAUGAGAACUGAACUACCCCCACCGAUGAGAACUGAACUACCCCCACCGAUGAGAACUGAACUACCCCCACCGAUGAGAACUGAACUACCCCCACCAAUGAGAACUGAACUACCCCCACCGAUGAGAACUGAACUACCCUCACCGAUGAGAACUGUACCAGCUCCCCCGCAGAGGACUGUGGUACCUUCGCCACCGGGUGAUGAGAACACUACGACACCGCCAGCUCCAGACCCUGAUGCUGAGAUAUGCAGUGGAAGGCCAUUCGAUUCAUUCAUGCAGCUCAAAAAUGGCUCUGUCUAUGCCUUUAGGGGGAAGUAUUUCUUUGAACUGGAUGAUAAGUCAGUAUUGCCUGGUUACCCGAAGCUUAUUGAAGACAUCUGGGGAAUAAAAGGUCCUAUUAAUGCAGCAUUCACUCGCAUAAACUGCCAAGGGAAGACCUACAUCUUCAAGGGUAACCAGUACUGGAGGUUCGACAAUGGAGUCCUGGAUGAAGAUUUCCCGAGGGACAUCUCUGUGGGUUUUGAAAAAAUACCAGAUCAUUUGGAUGCUGCCUUUGCCAUCCCUGCUCACAGCCACCACGGCAAGGAGAAGGUUUACUUUUUCAAAGGUGAUCGUUAUUACCAGUAUGAGUUUAAGCACCAGCCUUCCCAUGAAGAGUGCUUUCAGCUGCACAGGAGUUCCCCCUCGGCCCUCUUCAGCCGAUACACCGACCUGUAUUAUGACGGCUGGACAGAGUACUUUAACCAGCUCUUCAGUGGAUUACCAAACCAUCAUGGCAGCCACCACUUCAUUGAUAAGGACUGGAUUGGUAUCAAAGCCCCAGUGGAUGCUGUGCUAGCUGGAAGGUUGUAUGUAUCGUCUAGACCUUUACAAAGGCCCAGUAGAAGACGUCAGGAUGAUGAUCAGCAGUGGAGCCAACAAAGGGGUCAACAGUGGGAUCAGCAGUGGGGUCAACAGCGGGGUCAGCAGUGGGGCUCCAGACGCAGGCAGAACCGAUCUCCUUACUGGGACACUAUGGCUGAGAGGGGUAUCAGCAUUGGGCAGGAGUUUGCUCAGAGGUACGGACAGGAGCACUGGAGAGACCAGGACAGACGAAGGAACGAUCACAGACGGCAGUAUGACUAUGAUUAUGACAACAGAUACAACCCUACUGAGGACCUGGCUACUGACAUACUGCGCAGGAGCCAGCCUUUACAGAGUGUCUACUUCUUUAAAGGAGACCAGUACUACAGAGUAGAUUUGAGGACCAAGCGAGUCGACCGCACCUUUCCUCCAUACCCAAGACCUAUUGGCAAAUACUGGUUGGGCUGCCCAGACAAACCAGGAGCAGAGAAGAGAUGAGUCUGCCUGUAAAACUACAGAAUGAUGUUGUGCUUGUAUUUAGUAUAAUAAAAAAAUACCAAUCACCAAUUAAUGUCUAUAUUCAAACUUAAAAGGGAUGUUUACACAGAAAAAUAAAUUUACAAUUGUUGACCUAUCCCAAAUAA